AAGGACUUGAGCUAGAGCGCCAUGACAGCUGAGGUGAAUAAAGGUCCCACUCUGGGUAUACGACAUCUGCAGGCUUUGCUUAUAUUCAUAACAAUCACCUCCGUCUACAUUGGACGCCUCAAUGUGGGCGUGUCUGUGGUGGCCAUGACCAAUGCCGAGUCGACAAAUCCCGAUUUUCCGGAAUACGACUGGACGGAGGCAGAGAAAUCGUAUAUAUUGUCCAGUUUCUUCUGGGGCUAUAUUAUCACCCAGUUUCUGGGCGGAUAUUUGUGCAAGUUGUUCGGCGUGAAGAACGUCAUGUUUUGGGCCACGUUCGCAUCGGGCGUUUGCAGUGCUGUCACGCCCCUCUUCAUCGGCUGGGGCGGCUGGGCCACCUACUGCGGCAUACGUGUGCUGAUGGGCUUCGCCCAGGGCCUGAUCUUUCCCUGCAUUCAUCAGCAUUUGGCACGCUGGUCGCCGCCGGAGGAGCGCAAUCGUUUGGGCGCCUUGAGUCACACGGGCAUCGAGGCUGGCAAUGUGCUGUCCAUGUUUGUGAGCGGCAUGAUUGCCAAGGGUCCGAUGGGUUGGCCGGGCAUCUCGUAUAUAUCGGCUGGCGUGGCCUUUGCCAGCUGCGCUCUUUGGUUUGUCCUGGCGGCCAACAAUGCCACCGAGUCACGCUUCAUUGGCGAGGCGGAGAGAAACUACAUCGAAUCAUCGUUGAAACACAAGGAAAAUUACCACAACACCGUCAUUCCCAUACCCUGGCGCGCCAUAUUCACAUCGGGUCCUUUCCUGGCGCUGAUCGUGGCCCGCUGCGCCGAGACUUGGGGCCUGAGCACGCUGCAGGCCGAGAUUCCCGCUUACAUGAAUGGCGUGCUGCAAAUGGAUAUCAAGGACAAUGCGUUCUUUUCGGCGCUGCCCUUCCUGGCCAUGUGGAUCAUGUCGUAUGUGUACCUGAUCUUUGCUGACAUCCUGCUCUCGGGCAAAUGCCUCUCACUGACAGCCAUACGCAAGACCUUCAACUCGAUUGCCUUUUGGCUGCCGGCGGCCACAUUGAUUGGCAUUGGCUUCCUCGAUGUGGACCAAAAGAACUUUGCCAUUGUCCUGAUGACACUCAGCGUGGGCUUCAACAGCGGCGCCACCAUUGGCAGCUCCCUCAACUCCAUUGAUCUGUCGCCAAACCAUGCCAGCAUCCUGAUGGGCAUUGUGAACACUGCCGCCAAUGUGGUACCCAUUGUGACGCCACUUGUUGUGGGUCAGGUGGUCAGCGAUAAUACCGAUCGCAGCCAGUGGCAAAUCGUGUUCAUAAUCUCCUCUGUGAUCUUCUUUGUGGGCAAUUGCAUUUACCUGCUCUUUGGCACGGCUGUCUCGCAGCCCUGGGAUGCCGAAGAUUUUCUGCAGCCGCAACCUAUUGCCGGAUUGGAAAUUGUGGAAAGACAACACGAAAAAUCGGUCUCGAAAAUGCCCAUUAGCUAAUUGAUAGCGCAGCUAAUCAAGUAUUAUUUACCGAGCUAAUCAUCAGAUAAAUGCCACAAAUACAACACGCCAAAACUCAAUGCUGUAAAGUACACACAAUAUGUUAGAUAUACUCAACAGUUGCCCUGCUAUCAACAGCAUUUCGUUAUGUUAAUGAAACUGUUAAGCAUUAUCAAUAAAUGUUAUCGCAACACACUGACAGAAAAUUGUGCCG
Molecule: messenger RNA, 1669 nt
Organism: Drosophila arizonae
Lineage: Eukaryota; Metazoa; Arthropoda; Insecta; Diptera; Drosophilidae
Product: putative inorganic phosphate cotransporter
Biological process (GO): monoatomic anion transport; transmembrane transport
Cellular component (GO): membrane
Molecular function (GO): transmembrane transporter activity
Source: RefSeq, a predicted model, not a curated record